Oldenlandia corymbosa var. corymbosa is the source of this 810-nucleotide messenger RNA. The record is from the annotation of a GenBank genome assembly. Lineage: Eukaryota; Viridiplantae; Streptophyta; Magnoliopsida; Gentianales; Rubiaceae.
AUGGAAGGUGCUGCAGACCUUACACCUAAAGUUGCAUCAAAUGGCAACAUGGAACACGGUCCAGAGCUAGAUGGAGGCAAUAACCACAGGGCUGGAGUGGAUGCAAGGGGCCUGCUUGUCACUCCAACUACACUGCCAAAGGCAGUGAAAUCACAUUCCUCAACAGGUGAUGGAGAGACACUACGAAGACCUCGUGGGAGACCAGCAGGAUCCAAGAAUAAGCCCAAGCCACCAAUCAUCAUCACCAGAGACAGUGCCAAUGCACUCCGAGCACAUGCAAUGGAGGUGAACUCUGGCUGUGACGUCAAUGAAAGCUUGGUGAGCUUCGCCAGGAGGAAACAACGAGGAAUAUGCGUGCUUAGUGCAACAGGCUGUGUAACAAAUGUCACAUUACGCCAACCUGCUUCAUCAGGAGCGAUUGUAACGCUUCAUGGCCGAUUUGAGAUCCUCUCGUUGCUUGGAUCAGUUCUGCCCCCACCAGCACCACAAGGAGUUGCUGGCCUUACCAUCUAUUUAGCAGGGCCUCAAGGGCAGGUCGUAGGUGGGGCUGUGGUUGGUGCACUCAUUGCUUCAGGCCCUGUGGUGAUCAUGGCCGCAACUUUUAUGAAUGCAACUUUCGAUCGCUUGCCUCUAGAUGAUGAUGAAGUGGUUACUACUGCAGCUCAGAACCAGCAGUACCAAAACGGUAGGCAACGACACCAUGUUGAUGCUUCGGAAAUCUACGGAUUGCCACAAAACUUGAUCACUAACGGCACUUUACCUCCUGAAAUGUACUCCUGGGCGCCAGGGCGUGCUCUAUCCAAAUCCUAG